This is a messenger RNA of Pseudogymnoascus verrucosus, 1805 nucleotides long. RefSeq lists its product as uncharacterized. Bases 354 to 1706 code for a protein of 450 amino acids. The transcript is spliced from 3 exons. The record is from RefSeq and is a predicted model, not a curated record. Lineage: Eukaryota; Fungi; Ascomycota; Leotiomycetes; Thelebolales; Thelebolaceae. Gene Ontology annotation, molecular function: dipeptidase activity.
CGUCGACCUCGUCGGCUCUCCUUUAUUUAUCUCAAUGGCGACGUUACCUAGAAAGCAGCUUCCGCAAUUGCCGAUGAUUUUCGACCUACUACUUGCCUUUAGAGUUUCGACCAAUGGUUCAGACGAGACUAAAUCAUUCGACAGCCGACCAAAUAGUCUUCGGAUAUGAAGACAAAGAGCGGACUAACCUAAGGUGAAGUCCGUUGGUUUGAAAAGUAUAAAUUAUGAGGGUUUCUCAAGUAUCAGUGCUUUCUCAAUCAAUUCAUCAUUGUCGAGCCUUGCAUCCCUAGUUGUUAUCGUCUCGAGACCUCUCAUCAAAUUCAGCAUUACCAUUGCCUACAAGUGCCAUUUAUAUGCAAUCGGUCCGAGAUACAGAAACAAUGAAACUAGUCGACUCUCCUAUUAUUGAAGGGACUGUUGGAUUACGACAAUCUACAGUCCUAUCAAAAGAUUCUUCAACGAUCACAGACACUAUUAUUAACACAAUCAAUGGCUAUGACUUCGAGCUGCGAGCAAUUAACAAGAAGAUUUUCGAUAACCCUGAGUUAGGUUACAAAGAAUUCCAAGCCCAUAAUAACAUCGUCGCCCUUCUCCACUCUCUCGGAUUCGAAGUGACUCCCCACGCCUUCGGGGUCGCCACCUCAUUUUCCUGUGAAGUCGGUACCGGCGGACGAGUCGUAGUUUACAACGCCGAAUACGACGCUCUGCCGGGCAUCGGACACGCCUGCGGUCACAACCUUAUUGCCACAUCUUCAAUCGCCUCAUUCCUCGGUCUCGCAGCCGCCCUGAAAGCCUCCAAUCUCCCGGGACGCGUUCGCUUAUACGGCACCCCUGCUGAAGAAGGUGGGGGAGGCAAGCUGAAGCUUAUCGACGCCGGCGCUUAUAAGGAUGUCGAUGCUUGCCUCAUGGUGCACCCCGGCCCUCCACGCCCUGCGCCAAAGAGCCAUGACGGCCAUGGCUGCUGCGUGCCUACUGGACUGUCAUACGGGACGUCCCUAGCGAACAAGAAAUUCAAUGUUACUUACACGGGACGCCCUGCGCAUGCGGCGAUGGCGCCGUAUCAGGGACGAAAUGCUCUAGAUGCGGUGGUGCUGUCUUAUAAUGGAGUUAGCAUGCUUAGACAGCAGACGAGGCCAUAUGAUAGGAUACAUUCUGUUAUUUUGGAUGGGGGCAAAGUGCCGAAUGUUAUCACAAGUUUUACAAAGUCUGAGUAUUAUGUGCGGAGUGCGACGCUGAAAGAGGCUACCGCGUUAGAGAAAAGGGUUAAGGCGUGCCUAGACGGGGCGGCGACGGCGACGGGAUGUGAGAUUGAGUACGAGGUUGAAAACGAGUACGCCGACCUUCGGCCAAACCGCACGAUCUGCACUCUCUAUGCAGAAGCCAUGUCCCUACCAUCUAUCAACUCGCCCGUCACCUGCGACUUCUCCAACACCGAGCCUGGCCCAGGAUCCACUGACCAGGGAAAUGUCUCGUACGUCGUACCCUCCUUCCACGGCGGGUUUGCGAUUCCGUGCCCGCCGGGGGCGUACAAUCACACGCCGGGGUUCACCGCGUGUGCGGGUACGGACGAAGCGCAUGACUUGGCUGUUGUAACCAGUAAGGGGAUGGCGAUUGCCGGAUGGAAGGUGCUGAGUGAAGAAGCAGUCGCGGAGAAGAUAUGGGAGGACUUCGAGAAGGAUAGAAGGGAGGUGGAUGUUGAGCUUUAAUAGAGUUAAUUGCAUUUAUAACUUUAAAAUAUUCUAUCUUAGAAUUUAAAUAUCUUAAAGAGAAAAUAAAAUAGAAAAUAGAAAAUAGAAAAUAGAAAA